Messenger RNA from Alexandromys fortis (reed vole), 9013 nucleotides. It is a transcript of the gene Ikzf4, whose product is annotated as IKAROS family zinc finger 4. The coding region runs from base 4371 to 6131 and encodes 586 amino acids. The record is from RefSeq and is a predicted model, not a curated record. Gene Ontology annotation, molecular function: DNA-binding transcription factor activity; RNA polymerase II cis-regulatory region sequence-specific DNA binding. Gene Ontology annotation, biological process: regulation of transcription by RNA polymerase II. The transcript is spliced from 9 exons. NCBI's taxonomy places the organism in Eukaryota, Metazoa, Chordata, Mammalia, Rodentia, Cricetidae.
UGCCGGGGCACAUGGGGCUCCCGUGUGCACCUAGUUUGCAAAUUAGAUGCAGAUGAAGAGAUAGCUUUGGCUUAACCUCUGCACGGCAGGGCCUUUUGGACUUAAAUCUUUCGGCGCUCGGCUAUUCUCCCCUAGCUCCUCUCCCUUUUUUUUCCCUCAGCAGUCUCCCUGGCUUGGGGGCGCUCGGUGUUUGGCCCAGUCGCCUGUCGCCUGGUAGUGGGACCGGAAGUUAUUCCGGAGGGGGGGAAUGGCCGUAAGAAAGGGGGCUCUGUGGGGGGGCCGGUCCCUCCUCAGGUGAAGCCCCUGAUGGAGAUGGAGCCGCCACCCCUGAGCGCCCAGAUCCCGGCUUCGGCCUGGCUGCCGCCGCCUCAGUGACCCCAUCCCCCCCGCGCUGGGCCACCUGGGCCAGAGUGGGGGACUCGCCACCCCUCUUCCCACCCGACACCGCCCUUCUCCCCCAACCCCCAACAGCCUGCGCGCGCGCGGAGACGCCUCAGGAUCUUUUUAGGAUGGACAUAGAAGACUGCAAUGGCCGCUCCUAUAUGUCUGGUAUGCCUACUGUGUGUUCCGUUCGGAUGGGCGUGGGAGCAGACACUGUCCUGUGGAUGAAGGCAGAGAGCCUUCAGCCCCCGCACACGACUUCUCCUUGACUAAAUGUCAGUCGCAGCUGCCCCUCAGGGCGGCCGUGCUUGGAGGUAGUGUGCAAUCCCCUGUGGUCUUAUAUUCCUAAUGGUGGUUCUUUUCUGUACCGUGGAGAGGGAACGGAAUAAAGAUGGGGACUAUAAAAUGGACGAUCCAGAGCAAUUGGGUGGGAGGAAAAUGUGGUUCUUUCUCCUGUGUUAUAAGGUCACCAGAACAGAAUUCUGUCCCAUCCAAGUAGAGUGGACCAUCUUCAAAAGCCUUAAAGUGGGCUGGGCAGUGGUGGCGCUUGCCUUUAAUCCCAGCACUCAGGAGGCAGAGGUAGAUGUAUCUCUCUGUGAGUUCGAGGCCAGCCUGGCCUACAGAGCAAGUUCCAGGACAGGCUCCAAAGCUAUACAGAGAAACCCUGUCUCAAAAAACCAAAGAAAGAAAAGAAAAAAGAAAAAUAUUGGCGAGGCAGUGAUGGCACCACACUCCUUUAAUCCCAGCAUUUGGGAGGCAGAGGCAGGCGAAUCUCUGUGAGUUCAAGCCAGCUUGGCCUACAAAGCGAGUUCCAGGACAGUCAAGGCUACACUGAGAAACCCUGUCUCAAAAAACCACCAUAAUAUUUGUAUGGGUGUGUGUAUACACAUAUAUAUGUGUAUAUGUACUAUCACAUAUAUAUAUGUCUUAUAUACAUAUAUAUUAACUUUUAGAGUCUCAGGAUCAAAGAAACAGGUAUGGUAUGAUAUGGUAUCAUGCAGCUAUAAUUCUAGUAUUUGGUUAACACAAGAUCAUGAGUUCUGAAUCAUCCAGAAUUGUGAGCCAAGAUCCUAACUAAAGUUAAAAAUAAAAUGGCUGAGCCUGGCAAGGUGGAGCAGAAGCAGGCAGAUAUCUAUAAGUUCAAGGCCAGCCUGGUCUGCACAAGCAGUUCCAGGCCAGCCAAGGGUGUAUCACAGCCCUUACCUGAAAGCAUCAGCAACCAGCGACUGUGGUAGCCAUGAUCUCAGCACCCAGGAGCUAGACGUAGGAGGUUCAUGAACUCAAGGCUUACACUGCAUAUUAAGAGCAGGUCUCAGCCGGGCGGUGGUGGCGCACGCCUUUAAUCCCAGGAGUCAGAACACAGAGUCAGGCGGAUUCUGUGAGUUCGAGGCCAGUCUGGUCUACAGAAUGAGUUCCAGGAUAGGCUCCAAAGCUUCACAGAGAAACCUUGUCUUGAAAAACCAAAGCAAACUAAACAAACAAACAAAAAUCUGUCUCAAUAAAAGAAGUCCAGAUACUACUGUGGAAAUGAACUAUAAGGUGUUUUUACUAAUUUUGUUUAAAGUGGAACCAAUGGAGGGAUUGUUGACCUGCACUGAUGGAAAUAGCAAAGUCAGUCAGACACACCUAAGACCCAUGGUCCUCAUCUGGGCAAUCACAGAGUCAGUCAGACACACCUAAGACCCAUGGUCCUCAUCUGGGCAAUCACAGAGCCAGUCAGACACACCUAAAACCCAUGGUCCUCAUCUGGGCAAUCACAGAAAGAUGCUGAUUCCUGGAUGUAAACUGGAUUAGGUACAGGCAUGCAGUGCUUGCCGCAUGCUGGGCAGAAUGACACAGUUCAGAUGGGCUGAUUCAAUUGAAAGAGGCCCUUCAGACCUGGUGGUGUUAGCUUAUCACAGCACUUGGGAGGCAGAGGCAGGCGGAUCUCUGUGAGUUUGAGGCCAUCCUGGUCUACAGAGCUAGUUCCUGGACAAGUAGGGCUACAGAGAAACCUGUCUCAAAACCAAAAAAAAAAAAGGAAGGAAAGAAGAAAGGCCCUUCUGAGGAACUAGCAAAUUCUCCCACCUCUGGUUUGGUCAAGUCUAUACUACUGAGCAAAAAGAGCAUGGAGCAUUUAGCGAUGAAUGGUUACCAUCAGAUGGAUAAAACCCAAUUCCUGCCGUAUGGUAGGCAAUGAGAAGCUGGGGAGCAGGCAGGGGACAUGCCCCAUGGGCUCUGCCCAGUGAGCAGUGUUUCUGGAGAACGGUGGACACCAGCAGGGAAUUGUGGGAUCAUUUGCUUCGCUGCACCAGGAAACCUAGCUUUCCUUGCUUAAGGUGGUUGACAUUGCUUAGCUGAGAAGUGGCCUCUGCACAGAAGGUUUGUGAGUAAGAAGCCCAAACCAUGGCGCCUGUGUGUUUUGAGAACUCUAGAUGUCAGUAGCUACCCUCUGAAAAGUCAGGGCAGGACUGACAUUAAGUCUAAAGAGUGCCCCCUUCAGGGCUAGACAGGGCCAAGAUGGAGCAACUGAGGUAUCUAAGAACCCAUUACUGAUCCCCACCCCUCCCAGGCUGAUCCAGAAACAGAGGGCUGCCUCCCCCCCCCCCCCAUGUCUAGCCUUUAACCGACCCCUUCUUGGGUCAUCAUAGCUCUGCCUGCGGGUAGAUGGAUUUCCUUACUGGCCACCCUGAUAAACGGGGAGUUCUCCUGUUCUUCAGGGAUUUUUAUCACCUCACAGAACCUACUGAAAGCCCCUGCCCCCUUCCUUUCUAAAGGUACAGAUAAUUCCCAUGGGGAGGAGGGGGAGGAAAGCAAGAUUUACUGCACAGAUUCCCACCCUACCCCCACAACCCCCAAACCAGAAACUGAGUUGCCGAAAUCAAGCAAGCAGCUGAGGUCUGAGGGAACAGUACUUGCCCUGAGUAUCUUGGUGCUGGACAACAUUUCAGGAGAACCUGAGGAGGGAAGGAUGCAAGGAUUGGUAACCCAAAGUUUCAUGGCCCCUCCCACCCCCAGAUUCUUGGAAUCAGAAAAUCCAGUCUUCCAAAGUAGGUCAGUUCAGUAGUGAGCAGUUUCUCUGGAAGGGAAGGGAGCAAGGACUUUAUCCUGAAAGAGGACAGAUUCAUCCAGGACUCCAGCGGCUGGAGCCCCAGGGGCACAGGAGGGAGGAGAGGCAGGGAGACGGAACCAGGGAACCAGCGAUCAAAAAGAGCUCAGGGUCACAGAUCUCCACUAGCCAGGCUAGACUGUGAUGCUGAGGGCGGAGGGGGGCCCGGGUGGGAUUGUCAAGAGGAGGAGGAGAUGGACAGGAGACUGAGUUUGCUGUUGGGGGUGGGAGGGGUGGAGUUUUCUGCCACUUCUAGAGCCUGGAGGCUGCCCCUGUGUCCUGGGCCCCAUGACCUCUGGGGCCUUGGCUUCCCUAGCUGGCAGAGGAUUGGGCCUUCCCUGGGACACCCCCCCCCCUUCCUCGUCCCCACAAGCCUGCCUCUUCUCUCUCUCUCUCUCUCUCUCUCUCUCUCUCUCUCUCUCUCUCUCACACACACACACACACACACACACACACACUUGCCUCCCUCUCAAGCAUUUGUUGUGCAGUCCCUCUUUGUCUCCUGGGCAGGAGGGCAAACACAUCUGCCUCCCCUCCUUGUGUGCCUCCACUCCCGCCCCUCCACUGUCUUAGAAAAGAAAUGUUGUAGCCUAGCAUCCCCACCACCACCACACACACUUGUACAUUUUCUCCUGCCCCCUCCCCAAGCACAUCCACGCCUCUCUCUCUCCAACACACACACACACACACACACACACACACACACACACACACACACGCCAGGCUCUUAGCACAUACACCCUGGGCUGAGCGGUUCUUGCCGGCUGCAGCCGUGGGCCCCUGCUCACCGUGCGGCUGCCACUGCCUGCGAAAUGACGGCGGUUCCCCUCACUUCCAGGAAUCCACGCUUCCUGGAAGGUGAGUGGCUGGGCUCACCCCUGCCUGCCACCGAGACGCAGACAUGCACACACCACCCGCACUCCCUCGCCGUUUCCAAGGCGGCGGCCGCGUUCGCACCCCAGGGUCUCACCGGCAAGGGAAGGAUAAUCUGGAGAGGGAUCCCUCAGGAGGGUGUGUUCCGGAUUUCUUGCCUCAGGCCCAGGACUCCAACCAUUUUAUAAUGGAAUCUUUAUUUUGUGAAAGUAGCGGGGACUCAUCUCUGGAGAAGGAGUUCCUCGGGGCCCCAGUGGGGCCCUCGGUGAGCACCCCAAACAGCCAGCACUCUUCGCCCAGCCGCUCACUCAGUGCCAACUCCAUCAAGGUGGAGAUGUACAGCGAUGAGGAGUCGAGCCGACUGCUGGGGCCAGACGAGCGGCUCCUGGAUAAGGAUGACAGCGUGAUUGUGGAGGACUCCUUGUCAGAGCCCCUGGGCUACUGCGAUGGAAGUGGACCAGAGCCUCACUCCCCUGGUGGCAUCCGGCUGCCCAAUGGCAAGCUCAAGUGUGAUGUCUGUGGCAUGGUCUGUAUCGGCCCCAACGUGCUCAUGGUUCACAAGCGCAGCCACACGGGGGAAAGGCCUUUCCACUGUAACCAGUGCGGGGCCUCCUUCACACAGAAGGGGAAUCUGCUGCGCCACAUCAAGCUGCACUCCGGCGAGAAGCCUUUCAAAUGUCCCUUCUGCAACUACGCCUGCCGCCGGCGUGAUGCACUCACCGGCCACCUCCGCACACACUCAGUCUCUUCUCCCACAGUGGGCAAACCCUACAAGUGCAACUACUGCGGCCGGAGCUACAAACAGCAGAGCACCUUGGAGGAGCACAAGGAGCGGUGCCACAACUACCUGCAGAGUCUCAGCACUGAAGCCCAGGCUUUGGCCGGCCAGCCAGGUGACGAAAUGCGUGACCUGGAGAUGGUGCCUGACUCGAUGCUGCACUCAUCGUCCGAGCGGCCAACUUUCAUCGAUCGCCUGGCCAACAGCCUCACCAAACGCAAGCGCUCCACGCCACAGAAGUUUGUAGGCGAAAAGCAGAUGCGCUUCAGCCUCUCCGACCUCCCCUAUGAUGUGAACCCUGGCGGUGGCUAUGAAAAGGAUGUGGAGUUGGUGGCGCACCAUGGCCUAGAGCCUGGUUUUGGAGGUUCUCUAGCCUUCGUGGGUACAGAGCAUCUGCGUCCCCUCCGCCUCCCACCCACCAACUGCAUCUCGGAACUCACGCCGGUCAUCAGCUCUGUGUACACCCAGAUGCAGCCCCUCCCCAGCCGACUGGAGCUUCCAGGGUCCCGAGAAGCAGGUGAGGGACCCGAGGACCUGGGAGACGGAGGUCCCCUUCUCUAUCGGGCCCGAGGCUCUCUGACUGACCCUGGGGCAUCCCCCAGCAAUGGCUGCCAGGACUCCACAGACACAGAGAGCAACCACGAAGAUCGGAUUGGCGGGGUGGUGUCCCUCCCUCAGGGUCCCCCACCUCAACCUCCCCCCACCAUCGUGGUGGGCCGGCACAGUCCCGCCUAUGCCAAAGAGGACCCCAAACCACAGGAGGGGUUAUUGCGGGGCACCCCAGGCCCCUCCAAGGAAGUGCUUCGGGUGGUGGGUGAGAGCGGCGAGCCUGUGAAGGCGUUUAAGUGUGAACACUGCCGCAUCCUCUUCCUGGACCACGUCAUGUUCACCAUCCACAUGGGCUGCCAUGGCUUCAGAGACCCUUUCGAGUGUAACAUCUGUGGUUACCACAGCCAGGACCGGUAUGAGUUCUCUUCCCACAUUGUCCGGGGGGAACAUAAGGUGGGCUAGCGAGCUCUUUCCCCUCACCUGCCCGCAGCCUGCCAUCCACUGCCCCACUACAGGUUUCUAGCCCGAUUCCUAUUACACCCCGAGGAGUUUCGCGUUGUCGCCCCGCCCACUGGCCACCUCACUUCUCACCUGACUCUGACCCUCUUCGCCGGUUCCCUUCUUCCCUGACUGAGUUAAGCAUUGCGACGAGACCAGUCUUUUGCUUAUAUUUCUCCUUCUGAACCCCUCUCUUCCCGGCAUAUUUGCUGUUUGUUAAUGACUUUCCCAUGGCCUUUGAAGACUUACUGCGACCUCUGGCCACUCCUUCACUCUCCCUUCUGCUCUAAGCCUUGUUUUCUUGUCGACCCCACAUACUCCGACAGCCCCAGGGCCUGGAAGCUCCUCUUUGUACUAAGGGACUCCGAGCUUCUUGCUUUAAUCCGCUCCCUUACUUAUCCGACUCUUUGGAUGUUGAUACCUCCCAGCGGCCCCACCUGAGCUCUGUGGCAUUAUUAUCUCCUCUCUGGGACCCUCCGACCUGGUACUUCAUACCUCUUGUGCCCUCUCACUUUAGGCAGCUUGCACUAUUCUUACACGAACGAAGAAUUUCCUCAUGGGAAGUAGGAGGGCUGUAGAAACUCUCCAGGAACUGUGGACUGAGGGUCCUCUUGACCUCACCUGGGAAUGCAAGCUCCUUAAGCCUCCAUUCAGGAUCUCCCUCUCUCUGGCUCACUCCUCCACACCACUCUGGUCUCAACCUGCCAGGUCCCUCACUGGUGGCUUUUCCCUUCUUGGAACGCCCCCAUUUUCUACUCUCAGGGGCUAAAGCUAGGUCCGCAACCCUGCCUGACACGGGGAGCCUAGCUGAGAACCAGGGCAUGGGAAAGGGGGUGGGUAGAAGUCUCUCCUCCACCCUUCAAACUUGCUCACUCCAGUGACCUUCCUCGGCUCUCAGGGACCCCUGCUGUCCCCGCUGUGUGAGAAACUGGUGGGUUACUGCCCAGUGACCAGGGGCUCAGCCCCAUCUGUCAUGCUGCCUUUUCCUCUCCCUCCCAGCAGGAUCCACCGUCUCAUUCCCAGGCUCCGGGCCCUCUUAUUAUCAGUGGCAAGGAGAAAGGAAUGUGUCUCUUCUCCCUGCUAAUUUUCAGUGUAACCAAAAAUUGUCCCAGGAUGAAUGGCAUGUAUGUGCCCGUCGACCAAUCCGCCCUUGUUCUAGCAAGGAUGGGAUGGACUCAGCUAACUGGGAGCCACCCUUCACUGCCCCUCUCUGGUGGUUGCAGAGCCCCUGGUUCUGGAUAAUCGAGGAUUCAUGAGACCGUGCAGGAGAAGUCAUAGCCCCACUGCACGGCUCUCUCUAUAAAGAGUUCCCUGCCAAGGCCACAGCCAUCCCACUCUCUGCUUCUUUGAGAUUCAAACCAAAGGCUGUUUUUUCUAUGUUUAAAGAAAAUAAGAAAAAAAAAGUAGAAACCAAACACAGCACCUCAUAAGUUAUAAGUCUUGGUCUUCUCUUCUCUCUCUCCCUUUCCCUCCAUCUUUCUUUCCACGUGCCCUUCCUCGGUUGGCUCUUUUGCCUCUCUCCUUUUCUCAUUCCCUAUUAGGGACAUGGAGAGGCAUGAGAGGGUUGGCUAGAUCAGGAUCCUGGGACUGGGGCUCUUAGCCUUCUGGAGACGCUACUCUCCCCAUCAUGAGAAGGGUGGGGUGGAAAAGCUUUCUUUUUCUUCCCUUCUUCUCCUGUGUUACCAUGGCUUCCCAGAAGGGCCAGACUGGCAGGGAGGAGCUUGGUGGGGUGGUUCUUCCUCCUUGACAAAGUAGCAAUAAACAGGUGCUGCCAAAGGUGGAGCCUGGGGUGCGAGCUCCCAAGGGAGUGGUCCCGAGAGAAGGGAAGGGUCUUUGCAACCAACCUUGGGACUGCAGCAGAGCCGAGGUUAGUAUCUGUGCUUCUCCUGUGCUGUUCUGGCUCCUGAGCCUCUUCCUGCUCCCACCACUUGUGUGUCUGCCGUGUACCUGGGGAUACCUCAGAAGAACUAGUUCCUCUGGGGCAUCAGAGCCUUUGAGUACCCCAUUUCCUCCCUUCCUCAGUCAGCCUUAGCACCUGUAACCCCCAGAAACCUGAAGGUUUCCGAGGCUAUACUCUGUGCCCCCAAGACCAGGUGCUAGGGAGGAGAGGGACACCCCGUUUCUCUCCAGCCCAUCACUGCACUUUAACCAGGGUCUUCGGUACAAAAUCCUACUUUCCAGAGCCUUCCAGCUCUGGAACCUCAAACAUCCUCAUGCUCUCUCCCAGCUCCUUUUGCAUAAAAAAAAAAAAGUAAAGAAAAAGAAGAAAAAUCAACAACAAAACACCAAAACCCACACAGAGAAAAGAGGUGUUUUCUUUUUUAAUUACUAAUCGAAAAAACAACACCACAAAAAAGUAGGGGGGAGGGAGAGAAUUUCUAAACAGACACUUUUCCAGACCUUUGUGUAUGUGUGUGUCGGUGUCUAAGCUGCAGGUGGAAUUUUGUAAUACUUCUGGCAGCUUCUUUCCUUGUGUAAAUAACAUAUAUAUAUUUUUAAUCAGAAAUUAUGAAGAUCAAAAAUAGGAUAAACACAGAAGCAAGUGCAAUACCACCUCUCCUCCUCCCCCAGGUUCCUUUGCAGCCUGUUUGGUGUCCCUUUUGACCCUCGCCCCUUCACCUCUUCUCUCUUUGUCCGGUUCCUUACCUACCCUCCCCCUUCCCUCUUUUUAAAGAGUUUUCUCCUUCCUCAAAGGGAGUUAAACCAGCUUUUGAGACUUCCUGCAAAGCAUUUUAUAUAUGUAAUAUACUGUAAGUAAAUAUUUGUGUAAUGGAGAAAUACUACUGUAAGUUUUGUACUGUACUGGCUGAAGGUCUGUUAUAAAUAAACACGAGUAAUUUAACAGC